UACAGUAUUUGUCCUACCUUACUAGACAACGAAACGCAAUGGUCAGACACUGUUCUGUUGACGAGCAACACGUUUAUGUCACACGAACGAAGAAUUGAACCCACGAGCGGCAAAAUAAAAGCGUGCAACACCUUGGAAAGAAAAUAUCGCGUCAAGGUUUGGUCGGGGGCACACUUCUAUUUUUUAUUUAUUUUACAAAGGCACUUCGACAGCUGCGUGUUUUCAAACAAGCCAUCAACAAAGAAUGAAAUCCUUCAAACGAGUUCUGGAAGAGGAGCGGAUGCGAGAGCAGGAGCUGUCAGCCAUGUCUGACAGUGACACCUUUGAGGAUGACCGCUCCAUCCUUGACCUGUCUGGAGGGGGUGGGGGCUCGGGCAAGCGGCGUCGCCGUGGCAACCUGCCCAAGGAGGCGGUGCAGGUGCUGCGGAGCUGGCUGUACGAGCACCGCUUCAACGCCUACCCCUCAGAGCAGGAGAAACUCAGCUUGUCAGAUCAGACCAGCCUUUCUGUGCUACAGAUAUGCAACUGGUUCAUCAAUGCCCGCCGCCGCCUCCUCCCCGACCUUCUCCGCAAGGACGGCAAAGACCCCACCCAGUUCACCAUCUCCAGGCGGGCGGGGAAGGGCGAGGGCCGCCCAGCCACUGGAGGAUUUGGCAGUUCCCCUGAAAGCCCCACCUCAGUCCACUCUCCAGCCCUGCCCCCUCUCAGGCCCUCUGUCAUCCGACCAGCCCCCACACUGGACCUCAGCCUCCUGGGAAAUACUGCCACUGCCAUCCUUUUGGGCGCUGGCUACCCCAGCCAAAAGGGCUACUGUGUCCAGGCCCUGAUGCAGCUGGACAUGCAGAGUCUCCUGAGGAGGGAGGCUGAGGAGAAUGGCUCCAAGGUUAUCAGCGCCAGCCCCACUGGCGGGCUAUUCAACACGCCGCCCCCCACGCCUCCGGAGCUGUGCCCCUGCCAGGAUUUCAGUGACUUGAGGUUGCUGGUGGAUGCAGCUCUCCAGAGGGCCGCCGAGCACGAGAGUCAGAGGCUGCUCCCAGAGUACCAGAGCAGGGCCACUGCAGAAGCGACGGGUGGCUGUAGCCACAGCAGCAGUGUCCCCAGUUUCAGUUCUAAUCCAUGUCCCAGUCUGUUCUGCACCUAAACUCGCCAUGGCCUCUGUACCGGCUCCAAAUGUGCCAGCUCCAAGCUCUACCCAGGUCCCAACCCUAACCUCUGUCCUAACCCCGGCCCAACCUUUAGCCCCAGCCCUCAACCCAUUCCUGGGCCUGGCCUCCCUCCAGCCCUUGUCCUCCUCCAUCCCCAACAGCAGUGUCCAGAGGGCCCAAUCGGUGCCCAGUGUGUGGAGUGUGGUCCACGGCGAUGUUACAGUCCGACAGCCUGUCCCCGUGGUUCAGACUCCCAUGGCCGCCGUGUGGGGGCCACAGCACACCUUGCGCACCGUCAACUAGAGCCAUGGCCACUCCCUUGUCUGUGUGUAUGUGAGGGAGCCCCGUAUCCCUACUCAGACUGCCCCUACCUGUGUGUACGUUCCCUUCAUCGGCCCCUCUGACACUAUGCUCUGCAGUUUGGAUAUGGCAGAGCUCAUGCAUACGGUUCAUACACCAGAUGCUGGGAAGGAUACGAGGGAUGGAAAGACUAUUGUUUUUAAAGACGGUGCUUUUUUAAGCAUUUUUAUCAGGACUUAUCCAAUGCAGACUGUUGCUGGGUGGAACCUUUCAAUGUGGUUUUUCAAUCAACAUUUCAGAGUAUAGGUUAAAUGUUGCGACGGUUGACAUAAGAACGACGACACCAAGUUCCAUGAUGUAUUUUUUUAACUCUUUUCCACGAUCUCAACUAUUUCCAAAAGGGGUCAAGGAGGACAUUUCCUUCCCCUGUGAUGUUUAUUAUUAUUUUUAACAGUGAUGUUGCACCAGUAGAGCUAGGCUUAUCUGUAGCAAUACUGGACUUGGUUGAAUGUAUUAAGGUUACUUUUAUCUCUGGCGGUCUAGCCUGUCAAUCAUUCCCACCAAGGGUGGACCUGGGGCUGAGACAAGUGUUUUUCAAGCCCUGGUGUUUCGCUCCUCCAGUACAGUUUAUGCACUUUAGAUAUUUUCAUGUCCACAUCUUCACACAGUGCCGGAAGACAGGCGGAAGGGGAAAUUGAUUGUAAUUGCAGUGUGCCUGACUGCACAGCUCCAAUGUCUGUCUCCUCUCUCCUUGCCUUAAUUAAAGCUACUGUAAAAAAGUGGCCACCAUGGAUUCUACGUUCGAGACACUAAAUUAUCAGUUGCAAAUAAUAUGAACUGUUUUUUUUUUUUAAAUUACUUUUUUAAAUGUUCAUUUAAACCUGUUUCCAAAAUAGUGUCUUAGUAGGUAAAUGUUUUUGUGUGAAAACACACUAGGAAUGAUAUGAUUUUUUUGGUCUUACUUUCUGCGCUAUCUUUAUGCAUCAUGUACAAUUUCCAGGGAUGUAUUGUUUUUAUUGUGGAUGUGAAGGAGGUGGAAUUCCUGUGUGUGUUUGAGAGCGAUGGGGCGGGAGGUCCCGUUAUAGAAAUCGAUUUUGUGGCGACGCUAAAGGCUUAGUUUGGUGACGCCUACAGGCCGUCUCCUCAUUCUUACGGGUAAUGUAACACUUGCUAUAAGUGCCCUAUUAUGCCAUAGUCUUUUAUGGAUGAAGCUUGUCACAAACAUUUCAAGCUUUUGGGCCCUCCUGUUUGGAGAGGGAUUGACCCAAGUAGCGAAUCAUUGGCGGCUUAAGAUUUGGUCCUUGUGUUGCAAACAAAUAUAUCUUAAUUGAAACGCCUGUUCGCUUGGAUGACAAUCUGGUCAGUGCUGUAUUGAAUUAGUUGAUUUUAAUGUUGAGUAAGUUAUUGAGAAGCAAACUGUCUGACUUCCUUUCACUCUCUCUUUUCCCUCUGUUUUAGCGACGCAUAUCCUCUCGUUAGACUAUUUUACUAUUUCUUAUAUGGUUGUAGUUUCCAUGAAACAAUCUCUCAUACUGCAUGUUAUGGCCAAAUCGACGCUGCACAAAGUCAGUUGGGGCCCUACUACGUAAACAGUGCUGCUGCAAAGUAAUUUUCUUCUGUCCAUGGGUCUGUUCAAAUGGGACUAACUUAGUCUUUAAUAGCUGUUACUGGUGCCAUACCCUGGUGAUUUUUUUUUGUUUUUUUACAGCUAGAUGCAUGAUAAGAGCAGAUAUGGAAUCUUGAGUUAUUAUAUACCUAGAUUUGUGACUAGCACAAAUCCCCAUUCCUUCACUUCCUCUUGUUUUCUGCUCUUUCGUGAGGCUUAAUGUCAGCACCAUUUCCUGAAUUGUCUAGAAUGUCAGAUGUUCUAGAUCCUCUGCUAACAGAUAUGCUAAAAGAGUCACCUCUUUCUCACACACUUUGGGUCGACUGUAGGGUUCGGUCAGACUUGAGUCUGAAUACGAAGCAAAGAAUGUUAACUAUUUUAACAGGUUUUGAAUAUAGAUGCCGUACAAUAAAGCGGGUAUGUGGUUUAUUCAUUACUACACUUCUACGUUACUACAUAUUACUUAUUGUGAUACUGGAAUCGGCUGAAUACUGAACAUUAUUUAGAAAGGUUAUUUUAUAUAUCAGGUUUUGGAUGCAGAUCGAAACGACCAAAUGCAUCCUAAAUGUUUUUCCAUUUCACUGUGAAAUCGUGUGGGACAGUAUAACUGGCUAUCGUGCCUUAAACCGGGGAUUGAGGGAACAUGCUCCUUCUACAUAGAAACUUUUGAAUAGUUUGUGCAAUAUAUGCCUUAAACUUUAAAUGUGUUUUGUACAAGCAUUUAAGAGAAUAAAACCUUUUUCAUACGCUG
Messenger RNA from Oncorhynchus nerka (sockeye salmon), 3802 nucleotides. Its product is annotated as homeobox protein TGIF2-like. Gene Ontology annotation, molecular function: RNA polymerase II cis-regulatory region sequence-specific DNA binding; DNA-binding transcription repressor activity, RNA polymerase II-specific. The record is from RefSeq and is a predicted model, not a curated record. Gene Ontology annotation, biological process: negative regulation of transcription by RNA polymerase II. The transcript is spliced from 3 exons. NCBI's taxonomy places the organism in Eukaryota, Metazoa, Chordata, Actinopteri, Salmoniformes, Salmonidae. Bases 245 to 1141 code for a protein of 298 amino acids.